CGUUUCUGAUGAAACAUGAGUAAACCAGUGACAUUGUAGAUCAGCCUUUUUAAAACUCAUUUUUGCUGGCGUGUAUCCGCACUGUUUACGUGUAUGUAGGAACCCAGAAGCAUAUUUUAGCCUGUUCCAAUCUCAGGUUCUGUUGACAGAGGAGCAAGACAAACACAGUCAAGACUACAAUCUGGUGGUAGCCUGCACAAGAAGGUUGGCCAUGGGUGGAAAGGGCUUCCUAGGAUGUUUCAUCCUGUUUAUGUCUCUGGCUUCAGUAUCCACCAUCAAACAAACCCUUAUUUCAAUACAUGACCUCAGGGGCAUAGAGUUUGGCCACACUUUUCCUCGACAUGGCCUGAUGCUGCUCCACUGGCUAGCCAACAACAUUCACACUGACAACAACGGCAACAUGAGACUCAAUUUCAACCCAACUAGGGGAGACUAUGGCUUUAAUUUCUAUGGAAACGCUGACAGACCCCGCCCAUUACCUUUUCUGCCCUCUGAAAGUGGAAGUUACUACUCAAUAGGGAAUAUUGAUGGAAAUUACAACUACAAUGGCGCUACGGCACUUCCUGAUUAUGUCACUCGAAGCUUCUACAACUCUUGUAUACCUGAGAGAAACAGGGACAGAGUCAUUAUCAGAGUUAGGGAGGAAGGAUCCAAUCAGUUCAUAGUAGAUGAGGUCUACAUCACACAGCAUUACCCGCCAAAUGAAAACAGAGGAAGUGCCUACGAUCCAGACAAUACAUACCCUGUCAGUUUCAGCCUCUUAACACAAAUCCAAGUUCUCCCAACCAUUACACGAGAUGUAAUUCAACGUAUACACAAUGUAGAGAUAAACGACAACAGUGUGGACAACAUCUGGACACACACACCUGGGCUGGCACUUCUUUUGGCAAUUGCAUUGUACUUGACACGUCCCAAGGUCUCAUUUAUUCACCAAGUGUUUAUUACCAUGGAAAGCCAGCAUCACAUGCUGGAUGAUGAAAAUAAAUCGAUAAAGCUUGAGGUGAAGACCACAAAUAGAGGAGGUGCCAGGAUCACCUUCAGUGGUAUCCCCAGUAGUCUUUUGGACAAGGGUGUGAUUUGGGCGCUUUAUAAGAACAAUGACAGUACGGACAUGCUAGACUAUUCCUCAGUCAUAGAUGGUGCCUCUGGGUCCUUUGACACCUCAGUACCCCUCAACCCUGGUCUCCAGGCCAGGCUUCAUCCGCACAAAUCAAUGUGGUUUUUUGUAUUAUGCGGGAAUGACAACACAUCUGGGGAGGAAAUACAUAGGAGUUCUGAGUUUCAUGAUGCCAACAGAGAGAUUCCUGUUGAUAUAAGCGGCUAUAAGCCUAACGCCAGUCUGCAGCUCUUCGUAAAGGAUGGAAAGGCCUGCGCUCGCCUGUAUGUGAAGAAGUCCUUCACUGACUGGAAGGAGAAGUUUAAUAACUCCUGGGUUGGGUUUUACUCUUCAGAAAAAAACAAUACCAAUGAAUAUAAUACCUACCAAUGGCAAUGGGCUGUGAAGUUUUCUGAGGAAAGCCGCUCAGAUUGGAAAGAUAUACCUGAGUAUGACGUCUAUGUGUACAGGUCUAGUAUGCCCAUGUCUCCUGGGGUCCAGGCCCGAUUCAUGCUGGAGAAAUCUGGUGGUGAAAAGGCACGCACUCCACCCUGGGAGGUACAUACAUCAGCAAUUUAAAGCACACAACUUUUCACUGGUACGUGCUUUUGUCCAUUGUGUUUAGCCGGGUUCUUACAUGCCCAUCCUCUGCUUGUUAUUAAUGGAUUAUUAUCUAUGGGAUUUUUCAUCCUGUUUCGUAUUGAUUACAUACGCCAUUGAUAUUUUCAUUGAUAUCUAAUUGUGUAAUUGUCUCCGUCCAUUUUUGUUUAUCAUUUCUGCACCCUGCUUGUCCUUUUUAUUGAUUGAUUUGAAUUGUUAAUCUGUGCAGAGUGUAAAAAUAAAAAUAUAAAGAAUCUGUCCUCAAUAAACUAUUGAGGAAAUUGAAGUGAAAACACAAUAAAAAUCUGUGAAA
This is a messenger RNA of Oncorhynchus masou masou (cherry salmon), 2009 nucleotides long. RefSeq lists its product as uncharacterized. The record is from RefSeq and is a predicted model, not a curated record. The transcript has 2 exons. The coding region runs from base 212 to 1675 and encodes 487 amino acids. Lineage: Eukaryota; Metazoa; Chordata; Actinopteri; Salmoniformes; Salmonidae.